AUGUCCGUGAACUUGCUCAGCAGAAGGAAGCGCUGCAAGAAAAGGUUCGGGCACUCCAAAAACUGCAAAAGUACCGGUGAAGACGAAGUACAGCUCGAGAAACUGGAUAAAACGCAAGAGGUGCUCCAGAAGGAAUACUGGUAUCAGGAGUGUGAGCUUCACAAGUGGCAAAGCAGCAUUCCCGGUGGCCCUAUGAAACUUGCCUAUGAAUCAUUAAGAAAGAAUCCGAAAUGGUAUAUGCAAAAUGAACUGAUCAAGGAUUGUGCUGGGAGAGGUGGUUGCUGCGGGCGUGAAUGCGGAUGCUGCGAGAAACGCGAGUCUACUCCUGAAAAAAGUAUGGGAGCCGGUCACUGCACUACUGGGUGUGCAUGCUGCUCGAGCUUCCGAGGAUGUGAGCUCACUGCACAAGAGAAGAAGAAUAUCAGAGAUGCUCUGAGAGCGGCCCUCAAGUAUUCAAAUAGUGCUUAUCUUCUCUCAAUGUCGCGUGCUUACAUUAUAAGGGACCGGAAACUUUCCGACACGUUUGUUUUCCCACGCGUUCCCGACAAUUGUCGGGAAGAAAGUGCCACGGUUACUGCUGUGACAGGAAUAUUCUUUCCCUUUGAUCGAGUGGUCUGGCUGUUGCUGGCGACAACUGAACCAUUCUGA
Molecule: messenger RNA, 648 nt
Organism: Penicillium roqueforti
Lineage: Eukaryota; Fungi; Ascomycota; Eurotiomycetes; Eurotiales; Aspergillaceae
Exons: 4
Coding region: 1-648 (215 amino acids)
Source: RefSeq, a predicted model, not a curated record